This is a messenger RNA of Phascolarctos cinereus (koala), 6808 nucleotides long. RefSeq names its product fms related receptor tyrosine kinase 1 (gene FLT1). Gene Ontology annotation, cellular component: plasma membrane. Gene Ontology annotation, molecular function: vascular endothelial growth factor receptor activity; ATP binding. NCBI's taxonomy places the organism in Eukaryota, Metazoa, Chordata, Mammalia, Diprotodontia, Phascolarctidae. Gene Ontology annotation, biological process: vascular endothelial growth factor receptor signaling pathway; protein phosphorylation. The record is from RefSeq and is a predicted model, not a curated record.
UUAUAAAUCGCCCCCGCCCGCUGCUCGGCUCCGAAUUGAUGUCCGCAGGAGGCUAAAAGGAGCGCACCCCGUGGACACUCCCUCUUUUCCUCCUUGGCCGCGGCGGAGGCGGCAGCAGCAGCAGCAGCAGCAACAGCAAAGACUGCCGCGGCUGCAGCGGCAGAGGAGAGCAGCACGCGUCCGGGAGACGCCGCAGCGGGCUCCCGGGACACUCACCAGCCGACUGGAGGCAGGCGCGGGUUUGAGGAUUAAGAAGUGGAUGGUUACGCUUUUCUCCGAGCCGAGCAGCCACGCUGCCUAGCGCGACAGAGAAACUUUGGGGACCAGGAACCGAAGGCGCUGGCGGAGUUGAGCCGCAGCGCAAGGGGGCCCAUCCGGCUUUAUUUAUUGGCGUCUCUGGGAAAAGAAGGGACAGACAUCUAUCUGCCUCGCAGCGUCCCUUACCAUGUUCAGCUGGGUGGUCACCGGGGCCGCGUUCUCCGUCCUAUUGGGCUGUCUGCUUCUCACAGGAUCCAGCUCAGGGUCAAAAUUGAAAGGACCUGAACUAAGUUUAAAAGGCACACAAUAUGUCGUUCAAGCUGACCAGACGUUAUAUCUUAAAUGCAGGGGGGAAGUGGCCCAUUCAUGGUCUUUGCCUAAGACUGUGAGUAAAGAAAGCAAAAGACUAAGAGUCACCACAUCUGUCUGUGGGAGGAAUGGUAAACAGUUCUGCAGCACUCUGACCCUGGGCAGGGCACAGGCCAAUCACACGGGCUACUAUAGCUGCCGAUACUUGUCGACACCUGUUUCAAAGAAAAAGAGAACAGAAUCUACAAUCUAUGUAUUUAUUAAUGACACAGGCCAUCCAUUUGUAGAGCCUUACAGCACCAUGCCUGAAACUGUACAUAUGACCGAAGGACAGGAAAUGAUUAUUCCCUGUCGAGUUUCAGCACCAGACAUCAUGGUUACAUUGAAAAAGAUUCCUGAUAUGAAGACCCUGAUUCCUGAUGGGACAAUAAUCUGGGACAAUAAGAGGGGUUUUAUUAUACCCAAGCCAACAUACAGAUUUAUAGGACUUCUGAGCUGUGAAACAACAGUCAAUGGCCAUUUAUACAGCACAAAUUAUCUAACAUAUCGACAAGACAACACAAUCAUUGAUGUCCAGUUAAGUACACCAAAUCCAAUCAAAUUAUUGAAAGGUCAGACUCUUGCCCUCAAUUGUACUGUGACUGCUGCCUGGAACACCAGAGUUCAGAUGACUUGGAAUUAUCCUGGUGAAGCAAAUAAUAGAGCUUCUAUAACUCCACGGUUUGAUCCAAGUAAUUCCCAAGCCAAUGUAUUUUACAGCACUCUUAUAAUUGACAAAGUACAAAGCAAAGACAAAGGACUUUAUGUGUGUCAGGUGCAGAGUGGACCAUCCUUCAAAUCUGCUAAUACGACGGUACAUGUAUAUGAAAAACCAUUUAUCACCGUGAAACAUCGAAAACAGCAGGCGCUUGAAACAAUUGCAGGCAAGCGGUCCUAUCGGCUUUCUAUGAAAGUGAAGGCAUUUCCCUCGCCAGAGGUUGUAUGGUUAAAGAAUGGGCUACCUGCUACUGAGAAAUGUGCUCGAUACGUGGCCCAUGGCUAUUCACUGAUUAUCAAGGAUGUGGCAGAAGAAGAUGCAGGAGAUUAUACAAUUUUACUGAGCCUAAAAAUGGCAAAAAUAUUCCAAAAUCUAACAACCACUCUCAUUGUAAAUGUGAAACCCCAAAUUUAUGAAAAAGCUGUGUCAUCAUUCCCAGACCCUAAUCUCUACCCAUUGGGUAGCCAGCAGAGCCUGACUUGUACUGUUUAUGGUGUUCCCCAACCUACAAUUAAAUGGAUUUGGCAUCCUUGUAGCCAAAACUAUUCCAAAGCAAGGUAUGACUUUUGCUCUAGCAGUGGCAGAUCUUUCAACUUGGACACUGACAGCAACAUUGGAAAUAGAAUCCAGACCAUCACUCAACGUAUGGCCAUAAUACAAGGAAAGAAUAAGAUUGCAAGCACUCUGGUCGUGGCUGACUCUAGAGCUUCUGGAAUCUAUAGCUGUGUGGCUUCCAAUAAAGUUGGACAUGUGGAAAGAAACAUUAGCUUUUAUGUCACAGAUGUGCCGAAUGGAUUUCAUGUUAACUUGGAAAAAAUGCCAGCCGAAGGAGAAGAUUUGAAACUGUCUUGCAUGGUCAGCAAAUUCCUAUACAGAGACAUUACUUGGAUCUUGCUGCGAACGGUGAACAAUCGAACAAUGCACCACAGCAUCAGUAAACAAAAAAUGGCGGUCACCAAGGAGUAUUCCAUCGCCCUCAAUCUCACCAUCAAGAACGUUUCCCUGGAAGAUUCAGGCAUCUAUGCCUGCAGAGCCAGGAACAUUUAUACCGGGGAAGAAAUUCUUCAGAAGAGAGAAGUUACAAUUAGAGGUGAGCACUGCAACAAAAAGGCUGUUUUGUCUCGGAUCUCCAAAUUUAAAAGCACAAGGAAUGAUUGUACCACACAAAAUAAUGUAAAACAUUAAAGGACUCAUUUUUUAAAAAAGUAACAGUUGUCUCAUAUCAGCUUGAUUUCUUGUCACUGUUGCUACCUUUCAGGCUCUGAGGAGGUGCUCCUCCCAAAAGGGGUUUGGAGACGAUGCCAGUAAUAAUGAGACAUCAAAAUAACAACCCAUGGGCUUCCAAUUCAGUUCUAAUGGGUCUGCUUUCUUGGACCAACUUGGUGCACGUUUGGAUUUGGAGGAUCCCUGCCCUGCAUUCUCUGUGUUGUUUUUGUUCUUUGCUGUCUUCUCCUGACUGAGAAGCAACAACUUGGGACUGACCUUUUGCUUCCACUUUGAUGCCAACUUCUUUUUUAAAAAAAAAAAGUGUUAAAGCUGCAUAAACUGAAUAAUUUAAACAAACGAUGGUUUUUGCCAAAGAUGGACAUGAAUAAGUUAAUGUUCCAGCUCACAAUGAGUAUACGGUUGAAUUUGAGACUCUGGACCUCAGCCUAGUUUGGUUUUGCAUUUUUUUUCAUCCUAUCUUGUCUUGUAAAUAUCACCUGCUUAUUAGCACAUUACCAUGCUUAUUUAUUUGAGAUGCUUUUCUACAUUAAGCACAUUAUUUCUGUACUGCAACUUCUAAAUGAGGCCCCAAAGCUGCAAAAUGUUGGUAAAGCUCAGAGAUAUUAAAACUAUGAACCAAUAUUAAGUGCAGAUGGAUGGACUCCAUUGUCUGCAUCUGAUGCACAUCCAGGUAGUUGAUGGACAGUUCCAUUUUGUGCAGAUUCCCAGUCUUCGACUGGGUUCCUGGGCCACAGGUGGAUUAUGCCUCCAAUCUUAUGCUUUUGUCUCCUGUAUGUUCUUUUAAAGGAUUUUGUCAUGUUAAAAUGAUGUCAUUCAAAGACUGACUACUCUCAGUCUAUCAAGGAGGUAAAGGCUAUUAUAUAUCUGGAGGUUUAUUGGUUACUCUAAAUUUAAAAGAAAAAAAGUCCCGCUCUCCCCAUAUGCAAGUGUUAAUAGGAUUUUUUAUGGGGAUUAAGAAAUGGCAAAACUAAAGAAUUAGCAUUAAAGGUCAUUUUCAAAUACACAAACACUCGAGUGUUUUUAGCGUUGGUGGUGGCGGUUGUGGUCGAUUUUUUUUUUUUUUUGCAGGAGAGGUUUUAGUGUCUUAUUAUAAUAAUAAAAAGAAAUCUGCACUUGAGGGGAAAAAAGUGCCUGUUUUCCACAGGUCUGGUAAUGCUUUAUUAUGUUAAUUUCAUUUAUGAUUGAUCAUUAUAUGUACUGGUAUGAGCCAUAGCAAAACAAGCUAUAGUGACCAAAAUAGCCCCUGCAGGGAAACAAAGUAGCUGAGCAGCUAAACAAGGGGUGACAACAUGACAACUUCUCGUGCUUGGGAACUCAGCAGACGGUUUCCUCCUUUAGGUAACCGGCUCUGUCCCACGGCUAAACUUGUCUUUCACAUGGGAAUUGCUUUUGUCAAGUGUGAAAGAGUAAACAAUAGCAUUUCCCCAGAAUGCCAGUUUUAUGGAGCCUAAUAUGCUUGGAAAACAAUUAGUAACCUGGAAGUUGUCAGCCCAAAGGAAAGAAUAAUCAAUUGUAUCUUGAAAUUUUACCUAUAACCCUCUGGCCUAGCUUUUUUGUUCAUUAUAAGUCAGUGUGUUAGCCUUCAGAAAACAAUGCCUUUGUACCACAGAACUUGGGGGCCUUAAAUUCACGCAAAAAAAAAAGUAAAUGAAAGAAUUGGGGCUUGCUUUUGAAAUGUGGUAAACUGGGCCAGCAGUAUUUAGCAUUUUCCUCCCCUGGAAAAAAAAAAAGAGACAUGCAACACUCUCCCUCUUUGGUGGUGGUUGUGGAGAGAAUGAUUUCCAGCAGGGAGGUGGGCAUUAUAAAGGGAUGGGCAUUAUAAGAGGUGGGCAUUGUACUUUAUGAAUUCCAUUGUAACUCUUGUUCACAGGGUAAUUGAUUCUUGCCCAGGGAGCCUCAUAAAAGAAAAAAAAAUUAUAUAAUUUGAUGGGGGGAAGAAGGUGACAAGAAAGAGCAAAGGAAACACUAGAGAUGGACAAGGGAUAUGAGGCUGGUUCCUUAGUCCCUGGACUAUAUGGAGGCCAAGCGCUUUGUAUUUGUGGAAAACUGCUAAAAUCGAUGCUGCCCACAUGGUUCUGGAUGGUUUCUUUGGUCCUCUGGCCUCCGAAAUGGUUGUGAAAAUGCAUCCUCAGAGCAGAAUUUGGGGCCCUCACCAUGAAAAGUAAACAAAAGUAACUACUCAUUAAUAUUCCUAGAAACAUAUGACUUAGAAGAACUGUCUCUAGUGACUGGUAUUCAUCUAGAACAUGUUACUCCUGAACCUCCUCAUCUCGGACUGAACGUCAGCCACAUCUUAUCAUCUUCUGGAAAUUUUUAUCUACUUCAGUCAAGUAGCUUAAACUAAUAAUUACUGUUUCCACGUGCCUUUGUUGUUGAAACUAUCAUAAUAUGUUGUGUUAUAAAAUGGGGACUGACAAAACAUAAUUCCCUGGAUGACUCAUGCAACAAAGUUUGCCCAUCAUAAACUAGCCUAAAGAAAGGCUUUUCACCUGGGAGAACAUUUUUUAGAAACGUGUUCAGAGGAAUAAUCGACUCUGCUGUGUGUUUGUAGCACACCUACACUAACAUGAAACAUAUUUGAGAUUCCCAUAUUUGAUUUUGCAACCAUUCUGUUUCUUCUUGUCUGAGGGCUAGGCCCCAGGGGAAGGGAGUCAGGGAGGGGAAUUCCUCCUAAAGGUAUUUAUUUUUUAAUUAGGAGAUUAUCUUGGGUGCAAGAAAGCUCAAAUCUCAUGUCGACGCUUUCAUAGUUUGUAGCCUUGAAAAUAAUGGUGAUGAUAUGGACACAGAAUUUAGACUUCACUUUAAUAUCAAAGAGAAAAAAAGCAUGAGGGAUGUGAUGUCCUGGAAUGAGGAUAAGGGAAAACGUCCAAGGCGGUAAGGGGCAUAAAUAGAUGGACUAGGCCUCAUUCUUAAACUGGAUUCUUCGAAGUUAGUCCCCACCAUGAAAGUCCCUGGUCAAUGUAUGAAUUCAAAUAAAAAAAAAUUCUAACCAGUCCAAGACGUGGUAGAUGCAAUAUAUGGCUAUUCUUUAUUAUCUUGGCAUGCCUCUUUGACAUGUUUGGGGUCUUGCUGUGGUAACAUGUCAAGCUUGUAAAGAUAAAACAUGGGCAUGGUGUCAUAAAUGGAAACCUUUGAUGUGCAGCUGUGUUUUCAAAUGAAAAAAGCUGCAUGACAGACAUUGCCCAGAAUGCAAAAGAAGGAAUAUAAUAAUAUUUCUGCCUAUGGGGCCCAGUUAGAGGCAAAAACUCCUGGGCUGGCAGAUGAAUGAGUGCAGUCAUCCUGGUCUGAAGAAGGCUGUGGAAAUCAGACCACCUUCUUCUACCCCAGUCAAUACUGUACUUUGCCUUCCAGACUUAGUGUUUUACGAAAGGACAAAGGACUAAUAAGCUACGGAAAUCUAAAUUUAUGGGAAAGUGUUUAUCUUAACAGAUAGUAACCCUGUCAUGUUAUACUGCUUCAGCAAUAUUUUUAAAAAGUUAUGUGGCGGUGUUUUUCACAUAAAAUUUCUAAAUUGCAUUAAUUAGUGGUGAUGCAGAACUUGCCUGAAGGAAUUAAAAAGAGAAGGAUUUGGGGAGUCUUUGGAAUCCCGCAGGGGGCCUCAGAAUUAAUGAAAUCAUUUCAGUGUAUCACCCCUUGCAGCCCCUUAGCUGCCUUCACUGUUACAUUAUACUAAGAGAGGGAAACAAAGCAGUUAGCGAGUGUCAGAGAAAGCUGAUACUGUAUGAGUGAAACCACUGAUGUAGCAUGUGUAAGUUUUGCCAAAGAUGUUUUCAUUUCUGUUUCAGGAUCUGAAGAGGGUGAUUUGGGUGGGUGGGGGAAAGACAUUAGGCACUAUUGUUUUCUUACAUUUUGGAAACUUGGGCUGCCAAUCUAUCACCAGCAUAAACAGAAUGUAUACAUAUCAGCAGGACUGACUUAAUAUUGCCUUUGUAGAGAGACUGUAUUCAUUGGGGGUACUCCUGUCCUUGUGUGGGAUUUUUAAUGUUGUAAUGUAUUGCAUCCUAUGUAUUAGAAUUCAUUUUGUUGUACUAUAUUGUUUGGCAUUUUAUUAAAAUAAAUUGUAUUGUAUCAUAUUUGUAAGUUUUAAGAGAUAAAAUGGAUAAUAUAAAAUAUAAUAUUUGUACUAUUAUAUAGUGCAAAAAACUACAGACCUGUGCCUCUGCCUCUUGAAUUGGUCCUUUGGACUCUCCUGCACUGGGGAAGGAGAGGAGAAGUGGGGAGAAAAUAAUCAAUAAAGCUGCCACACUUAACAAAAUA